This is a messenger RNA of Thlaspi arvense, 762 nucleotides long. The record is from the annotation of a GenBank genome assembly. Lineage: Eukaryota; Viridiplantae; Streptophyta; Magnoliopsida; Brassicales; Brassicaceae.
UUCGAUUCAUUCGCAGAGAUUUUCUCAAUGGCCAGCAAGUCGAGACCUGGAAAAUUAUCAGUUUACCUUUAUGUACCCAACCUGAUCGGAUACAUGAGAGUCCUCAUGAACUGCUUUGCCUUCUAUAUUAGCUAUUCGGACAAAAAGCUUUUCUCUGUUCUCUACUUUGUAAGCUUUGUCUGUGAUGCAUUGGAUGGCUGGUUUGCUCGCAAGUUCAAUCAAGUUUCAACCUUUGGAGCUGUUUUGGACAUGGUGACAGAUCGAACUGCACUCAAUUGUUCCAUUUUCUUACUUGGUCACCUUGAUAACGAAUGUCUCAGGAUUAGCACUGCUUGUCUUCUAGUAAUUCUCUCCCAAGUGUAUAGGCCUGGCAUAGUUUUCCUGUCAUUACUUGCUCUGGAUAUUGCUAGCCAUUGGCUGCAAAUGUACAGUACUUUCUUGGUAGGCAAAACUAGUCAUAAGGAUGUAAAAGAUAGCAGUAAUUGGCUUUUCAAAGCUUAUUAUGGAAAUAGGAUGUUCAUGGGUUAUUGUUGUGUUGCCUGCGAGGUUCUUUACAUAACUCUGUUCCUUCUUGCAAAGAGCCAGAAUCAGGAUCUGACAAAGGUUAUAAUGGAUGCUUUAAGACAGAACCUGGUUCUUGCUGUUCUACUUGUUUUACUUUUGGUUGGGUGGGCAAUCAAGCAGGCUGUAAAUUUUAUACAGGUAAAAAGUUAUAGUCCUUUUACCUACCUAAAAAUUUUUAACUCUUUCAACAUUGAUUAA